This is a messenger RNA of Chelmon rostratus (copperband butterflyfish), 2490 nucleotides long. It is a transcript of the gene cax1, whose product is annotated as cation/H+ exchanger protein 1. Gene Ontology annotation, biological process: intracellular calcium ion homeostasis; calcium ion transmembrane transport. Bases 1 to 2490 code for a protein of 829 amino acids. Gene Ontology annotation, cellular component: membrane; endomembrane system. Gene Ontology annotation, molecular function: calcium:proton antiporter activity. The transcript is spliced from 20 exons. NCBI's taxonomy places the organism in Eukaryota, Metazoa, Chordata, Actinopteri, Chaetodontiformes, Chaetodontidae. The record is from RefSeq and is a predicted model, not a curated record.
AUGCCCCACGAGAAGUCCUCGCAGGUGCCACCUGAUGCGGAGAACCAGCGUAGAAGAUCCGCGGCUGACUCCUCAGAUCCUGAGCAGCAUCACCAGUUUCCCCGACAACGCUCCCAAGCAGAUUGGCUCUGUGUUGGUCCCCAGCAUCCAGAGCUAGGCACAGCGGGGACGCCCUCUCCAGAUGCUUCUGCCCACAACUUCUGCCACUACACGCCGAAAUGUUUCCUCACUGUCCACAGAGGAGGACACGGCAACUCAGCAAGGUCUUCGUCGUCGCGAGGUGUCCGGUCUACGCCAUCACGGUAUGGAGAGGAGGGGUGGCAGGAAGGCACCACGAAGACCACAAUCAGAGCUGAGAAUGAGGUGGAGGCACACAGGGAAGCCAACAACUACAAGUUUGGCUUCAGGAAGUGGAAGGGCAACGUAACGGAGAGGCCCAUUGAAGACCGAUCAGACGUCAUCAAAGAGCUCUACUCUGAUCUUAGCAUUGUUAAGCCUCGAGAAGGCUCAGUGAUCACCUUUGGAAACAUAAUUUAUGUGUUUUUAUUUGGAUGGUGGAUAUCUUUAAUCUACUUACUCAUUUGUCCUGUAAUGUUUCUAACAAUCCUCCUUGCCCCUUAUGGCAAGCUCUGUUUAAAGAUGGCAUGGUACUUCAUUUGGCCGUUUGGGAAGUCGUUAGAAAAGGCUGGUGAUGUAGUUAAGAGAUCCAUUCUGAAGCCUCCAGCCAUUGAGGUCAUUCCUGAAGAGAGGGACAGUGAAGACAGUAAGGACCUUGUCAGGGACAAGGACUCUGCACCCCUUCUGGUGUCUUCCCCAAUCCCAGUUGAGAUCCCUGUCCCAAUACCGCCCGCUAAAAAAACUUCAAAUCACUGGUGUCGCGUCAGUACUUAUGUUUGGUUGUUACUGUGUUACCCUCUCCUGGCUGUGGUCCACUCCCUGGCCUGUGUGCUCUCCUGGCUGCUGGUCUUUACUAUACCUGUAGCCAAGAUGAAUGCUCGCACACUGACCACCACCCUCCUCAUGGCACCAGAGGACGUUCAGAUUCACAGACUGGAGAAGGCACCUGUGUGCCAGACCAGAGUCCUCUUAUGCUGUUAUCAAGCUUUCAAUGUCUAUUACUACAAAUACACUGUCCAAGGAAUCAACAUUUUCGCCCUCAACCUGCUUCCCCUGGUAUUAAUCACUCUAAUUAUUGGCUACACUGACCGUGAAGACAAUUACUUCAGCGCCGAGACCAAGUUUGCCACAGCCAUCACUUCAAUUAUUCCUCUUUCCUAUUAUAUUGGCAUGGGUAUAGCCAGCAUUUCUGCACAGAGUAACUUUGCAGUGGGUGCGGUGGUGAAUGCCACCUUUGGCUCCAUCACGGAGAUGACGUUCUACAUCACAGCACUGCUGCAGGGACACCGUGCUGCCACCAAAUGUUACGAAGAGAUCGUGAAAGCAGCCCUCACCGGGACCUUGCUUGGGUGUAUACUGUUCAUACCUGGCAUCUGUAUGAUCAUUGGGGGCAUAAAACACAGGGAACAGCGAUUUAACAGUCGUUCAGCUGGAGUGAGUUCAGCUUUGCUCUUCAUAUCCAUAGGAGGUGUGUUUGCUCCCACGCUCUUCUCAAAAACCUUCGGUAAUCUGGUGUGUGAAAGCUGCACCAAUAUUCCAGGCAAUGCCAGUGUACCCUUCAUCUGCAAGGACUGUCACUACGACACGAGUCUAACUGACCCACAUUUGAUCCUGUCCCAAAUUGAGCCCUUGGUGUACACAAUUUCUGUGCUGCUGCCUGCUGCGUACCUGAUCGGCCUCAUCUUCACACUGAAGACCCACUCCCACAUCUAUGAUAUCCAUAUCAGCGAUGGCCACACAGGCCACGCACACGGUCAGUACGCACAGGAGGGCACCAGCACCUCCCGCCCCACUGGUGAGGUCACCACUGGCCAUCUACUUGCAGCCAACUCGUGUAUUAAUGCCAGCAUUAUUGCCACCAGCCAGGUGGUUGCAACAGCAGGCCAUCAUGUAGUCCACUGGUCCCGCUGGAGGGCUCUUGCAGUGCUGAUUGUUGCCACAGUGUUGAUGGCCUGCUGCGCUGACCUCAGCACAGAGAACAUCGAGCCCAUGCUGACCCAUUCCUCCAUCUCCCAGUACUUCAUAGGCGUCACAGUGCUGGCUAUGGUGCCAGAGCUCCCUGAGAUCGUCAAUGGGAUCCAGUUUGCACUUCAGAACAACAUCAGUCUGAGCCUUGAAGUGGGCAGUUGCAUUGCUGUGCAGGUCUGCAUGAUACAGAUUCCACUGCUCAUACUCUUCAAUGCCUUCUAUGAUGUUGGAUUUGUGCUUGUGUUCAGUGACAUUCAUCUCUGGGCCAGCAUCUUCAGUGUCAUUCUGGUCAACUACAUCUUCAUGGAUGGAAAAUGUGACUACUUUCAGGGCACCGCUCUUGUGGUGGUCUACCUCAUCCUUUUGGCCCUUUACUUCUUUGCUCCUUCUCCACGCUCAUGUUGA